ACCUCUUAUCCCAAACAUCCUGUCCAUACAUUGGGAGUGUACUGCUGUGGAGGAUACAGGGCCUACGUCCUGAACAGCGAGAAGAGGCGCUCGCAUAAUCUGGACUUGUCCGCGCGCUUGACGCUGCAACGCGUUACCUCUGACUGGUGGCAGCUCAACACGCACCGUUGCCACAGGCGUCCUGGGUCCCAUAGCACCGCUUGCGUAACAAUGGUCGGUCCAGGGAAGUCUGCACUCAGGCGGAGCAUGGUAAUGUUCGUGCUCUUUCUCGCCAUUCUCCAAGCACCGCUGCUGGCUGCCUCAGCUGGUGUCUCAUUGACCAAUACAACAGUCCGACUACGCCUUGGAACCCCAACUCAAUCUGCAUUUCUGCUCCCAGACGACCGGUCAUCAAGGUGCCCACCCUGCCCCGAGCCGUCGUGCUUCAAUUGUCAAUUGCCGGCCUUCUCCUGCGCUCAGUUUGGGGAGUGUAAUGAAUACGAUGGUCUUUGUCAGUGUCCGAUCGGGUUUGGUGGCCAGGACUGCCUGUCACCGCUGUGCGGCAGCCCAGCCGACGGCUCGAAACGAUUUCCUCGGGAAGACGGAAGUCUCGGCUGCCAGUGCUCAGACGGGUGGGCAGGAAUCAACUGCAAUGUGUGCCAGAGCGAUCGAGCGUGCGAUAAUUUUCUGCUCGCAGGCGACCGUCUCGGCGAGAACGGGACAUGCUACACCGGCGGGCAAACAAUCCGCCAGAAUUUCCAGCAAUGCGAUGUGACCAAUCGCAAGAUCCUCGACAUGCUCCCCGGCCGGCCGCCACAGGUCACGUUCAGCUGUGAUAAGAACAAUGAAGGGUGCAACUUUCAGUUCUGGAUUGGUCACCAGGAGUCUUUUUAUUGUGCUCUAGAUCAGUGUUCCGAAACUUUCUCCCCAUCGCUCAACACAAACACAACAAGGUACGAGUGCGAGAAGGUUCAGUGCUCCUGCAUCCCGGGCCGCAUGCUCUGCGGCGAGUCAGGCAGCAUUGACAUCUCCGAGUUCCUCGCUGAGGAAAUCAAAGGCCCUGGCAAGCUCGUUUGCAAAUCCAAGGCGGACAAGAAUGGUAUCCAGCGAGACUGUCGCUUCGAAGAGCCCGCCAUGAACCAGCUCAUUUCGGACGUCUUCGGAGAUCCAGCCAUUUUCCUUGGCUGCGAAUCUGGCGAAUGCGUGCAUUACAGCGAGGUUCCCGGUUAUCAGCCGCCCACGAGCCCCCCUCGUUCCGUCUUCUGGGUCGCUUUCUCUGCCGCCGGAGCCGUUCUCUUCGUCGCGAUCGCCUCGGCGGUACUCUACCUCCUUGGCCGCGACGACCAGUUCGACCGCGCGACGGGAGCGGUUCGCCUGCCAGAGGAAGAGAAUACACGCCUCAUGAGCGACCACAUGCCCGCUUCGCUGCACUUCAAGAACAUCUCCUAUCGCUUAGGUGAAAAGAUUGUCCUGGAAGGCGUCAGUGGCAGCGUCAAACCCGGAGAGAUCAUGGCCAUCAUGGGCGCUUCUGGCGCAGGCAAGACCACUUUCCUCGACAUCCUCGCACGGCGCAACAAGCGCGGUGUUGUUGCUGGAAAAACGCUUGUCAAUGGAAGGGAGAUCAGCAACGGCGAGUUCAGGCGAAUCGUCGGCUAUGUCGAUCAAGAGGAGACGCUCAUGAGCACACUGACCGUGUACGAGACUGUGCUGUACUCUGCCCUGCUGCGCCUACCCCGCGACAUGUCACUCGAGGCGAAAAGGCUGCGGACACUCGAGACGCUCGAGGAGCUUGGAAUCCUGGGGAUCAAAGACAGCAGGAUCGGAGGCGGCGGCAUCCGAGGAAUCAGUGGCGGGGAGGCAAGGCGCACGAGUAUUGCAUGCGAGCUCGUCACGAGUCCCAGCGUGCUCAUGCUCGACGAGCCGACGUCGGGUUUGGACAGUUACAAUGCGUACAAUGUUGUCGAGUCGCUUGCGAGCCUCGCGCGCAACUACCGACGCACCAUCAUCUUCACCAUCCACCAACCGCGCUCGAACAUCGUGGCCCUCUUCGAUCAACUCGUCCUCCUGGCUGCGGGUCAUAUUGUCUACUCGGGCCCUUUCGAAAAAUGUGUGGGCUACUUUGAUGAGAUCGGCCAGCCAUGCCCGAUCGGCUUUAAUGUCGCAGACUACCUCAUCGACCUUACAGCAAGUCGCAACGAGAAGUCCGGCAACGGUGGCGAAGAGGUUGACAUCGAGGGUGCCAUCGAGAGUCAGACACCCUCGGCCCCAGCUCCAGCUACAGCCGCAGCCGCACUAGAUGGUAACGAUACGGAGUUGCGGACGCGUCCUCACUCGACUGCUGAGCCGCGUACAACCAGCCUUCGUUCACGCUGGAGCCUCAUUAAUGAAGAUGCACGAACCACUUUCGAGCAUCGAGGCAAUGGCGCUCAACCCGUAUCAGAGCGACUGCAGACGUUGUUCGACCAGUACAACGCCUCAAGCAUUGCGGCUGAUCUGCGAGCCGAGCUGGAGAGCGCCAAAAGCCCCGGCUCCGAGGCGCAGGCUAACACCGAACUCGAUGGCGACGCAGUGUCUGUGUCGACUGGAAGAGAUACUCGAAUAUUCAAGGGGUACAAGAAGGCUGGACUCUGGAUGCAAUUCACCAUUCUUAGUGGUCGGGCGUUUAAGAACCUAUACCGGAAUCCAAUGCUGAUGCUGGCUCAUUACGCCAUGGCAGCGUUGCUUGCGCUCUUCUGCGGUCUGCUUUACCACGACCUCACAACGGACAUCUCGGGCUUCCAGAACCGCCUUGGGCUGUUCUUCUUCAUCUUGAGCCUCUUUGGUUUUUCGUGCCUCACUUCACUCGGUGUCUUCGCCAACGAGCGCGCGCUGUUCGUCAAGGAACGAGCAAACGGAUAUUAUUCACCCAUCACGUACUUCAUCUCCAAGCUACUGUUCGAUAUCUUACCGCUGCGCGUCAUCCCGCCCUUCAUCCUCGGCGCGAUCGUCUACUUCCUCGUGGGCUUAAUCCCAGAAGUCACGGCCUUUUGGAAAUUCCUACUUGUCCUGGUGCUCUUCUCGCUGGCGGCUAGCUCUGCUGUCUUCUUCAUCAGCAUCGCGAUCAAGGACACAGGCGUUGCAAAUCUUGCUGGAUCACUCACGAUGCUCUUCAGCUUACUCUUUGCGGGACUGCUCAUCAACCGCGAUCGCAUCCCCGUGGGACUAAGGUGGCUGCAGCACUUAUCAUUUUUCCACGCUGCGUACGAGGCUCUGAUUGUGAAUGAGCUGCGCAAUCUCUCUCUCAAAGAGCACAAAUACGGCGUAGACAUCGACGUCCCGGCAGCGUCCAUCAUCAGCAGCUUCGGCUUCAAUAGCCAAGCUUUCUGGUGGCCCGAUAUUGCGACACUUGGUAUUCAAUUUGGCGGCUUCACGUUACUCAGCUUGGUGUGGCUGCUAUUAUUUGUGCGAGAGCGCAAGUAAAGUACUUCGCUUGAUUGUUCCCCCUAGAUGAUGGACUUUGACAUGGCUGAUUGCGGGAAAGAAUCGGGCUCAUAUGUACACUACGCAUACACAUGUAGCACUAUCAUGCCCG
Molecule: messenger RNA, 3550 nt
Organism: Tilletiaria anomala UBC 951
Lineage: Eukaryota; Fungi; Basidiomycota; Exobasidiomycetes; Georgefischeriales; Tilletiariaceae
Exons: 5
Coding region: 211-3438 (1075 amino acids)
Cellular component (GO): membrane
Molecular function (GO): ATP binding; ABC-type transporter activity; ATP hydrolysis activity
Source: RefSeq, a predicted model, not a curated record